AUGGCCAGUAUAAACCUGUCUAAUGAAUCACACUCAAAACUUCCUGAUAUAAUAAAGAUAGAUGAUAUUACCUCGGGAAAAAUAGAUCCACAGUUGAUAUAUGAUGAAAUAGACCGAUUAAAAGCAGAGAUUAAUAUAUUAAGAAAUGAUAUGUCCCUUUUCCUCAAGGCUUUGGCCACCAUUCCAGCUAAUCAAUCACAACUGGAAUAUUACAAAUUGGUGGUUUCACGAUUGAAAACUGUCCAAGCAAGCAUCCGAGAAUACUGUGAAAAGUAUAAUAAAUUAUUACCUAUAAUCAACCUUGCUCAGAUUAAACUAGGUCAUGAGGUAGAAGCUCCGCCGCCGAAUAAGGUUAAGUCAGAAGCAUCUACUACAAAUAACACUCCAAAUUUGGGUAACAAGACAACUCCAAUAAUGGGUCAUAGCUCGGCUCCAAUGAACAACAAUUCUAAUAAUGCAGGAAACUACCAGAGUCUGAACACCACAUCGGGAAAAGCAUCCAAAAAGACAUCCAAGAAAGCUUCUGUAAGUAAACAAGGUAUGGGAUCUAGUGCAUCACAGCCGAUUGUUAUCUGA
Messenger RNA from Candida tropicalis MYA-3404, 576 nucleotides. It is a transcript of the gene MED3, whose product is annotated as Med3p. The record is from RefSeq and is a predicted model, not a curated record. Lineage: Eukaryota; Fungi; Ascomycota; Pichiomycetes; Serinales; Debaryomycetaceae. The coding region runs from base 1 to 576 and encodes 191 amino acids. The transcript has a single exon.